AAUCAUCUUUCAUUUAUCGAUAACUGUACAAUGAGCCUGCUUCUACUGGAGGCAUUGCUUAGUCCCUAUUGAUACAAUAACACAUCACCACAGAAAGCCAACUUCUCUAAAAGAAAGUCGUCGUCUUUAUUCAAUUUAUGGAAAUAAAGAUGAGAUUUUCUAAAUUUUUAUUUUCAUUUCUACUUGGACUAGUAGUAGCAUGUGUUUCAGGUACUGUUCAUUCAGACGCCGUAGUUUACAUUUCUUCAAUUGAUAAAACAAGUGACUAUGUUCCUUCAUUGAAUCCUUCUGAAGCUCGGCUCAUUUUUGCUCAUACGUUGGGUAUUUCUCAAUUUCAUAAUCUAGAGGGAAAUCCCAAGGCCGAUAAAUUGCUUCAAGACUUAUUGCUCCAAGAAAACUCUCUCUCUUCUUUUUUUGAUCCCAAAUGCAAGAUGCUUCUUACCGUUUCAGGCUUGAACUUGGACGAACCUGUAAAAGAAAUAAACCCAACAUUCUACAUAAAAAACACUCCUUCCAGCAACUCCUUCGCGGCUUUAAUUCGAAGAUUCCAAAGACAAUUGCAUGCUGCAGAUGGGAAAGAACACAGGACGUUCUAUACUAAUGAUAUGGGUGGUUCAUUAUCAGUUCAUGCGCUUUUUCAAUUACAUCCCACAAAACAUGAAGACUCGAUGUUACUACAUCUUUACGAAAAGCUUUUUGGAAAAGUAUCCUCUACAUUUUUUGAUAUCAACAAAAAGCAAGAUCAAGUCUUCUUGUCAGAAAUUGCUGCUUUGAACGAGUACCUUGAGUAUUUGAAAAUGAAAUCUGACAGUGGAAACGUUGCAGAUCCUUCUGUCGGUUUUGGACAGAUCGUCUCUUUAGAGAUAAUGUAUCACACUGAAGGUGCAUCUUCUGAAAAGUAUCGAAUUGCGCGGGAAAAUAUAAUUUCACUUUUAUUACAAUUAAAACAGUUUUCUUCUAUCAAUUAUGUACUCCUUCCUCCUUCUGAUUUUAAAGCGCGGAACGCUAGAUAUCAAAAGCGUCAACUUGAUUUAGAAGCAUUCGGUGAAGAGAUAGACCAAGCAGUGUCUAACAAUUAUCGAAAUUCCGACGGACGCUGCUUUUUGACGGAGGAAGCGUGUAAAAAGGCAACCAACUCCUGUUCUGGUAGAGGCGAAUGUGUAAAAUACGCAAACAAGGAGUCUUGCUUUGUCUGUCAAUGUGCUUCCACCGUUGUCGCUGCUGGUAAUGGUGGAAACAGAACUGUCCAAUGGACUGGAGACACCUGUAGUAAACAAGACAUAUCGAUGGAAUUUCAAUUUUUCUUUUGGUUCGCUAUAGUCGGCUUUGGCUUACUUGUAUUUUGCAUAAAGUUGCUCUUUAGUGUUGGACAAGAGGAACUAGCAAAUGUCUUAACAUCUACCACACCUAUAACGAAGAAGAACAUCUAAUUAAUUUUCGAAACAAAAGGAUACGCACAAAUGAAUUGAUAGAUACUUUCCAUUGAUGUUUUUAAUAAUUUUGCUAAUUCUCGAA
Molecule: messenger RNA, 1515 nt
Organism: Schizosaccharomyces octosporus yFS286
Lineage: Eukaryota; Fungi; Ascomycota; Schizosaccharomycetes; Schizosaccharomycetales; Schizosaccharomycetaceae
Exons: 3
Coding region: 138-1430 (430 amino acids)
Cellular component (GO): endoplasmic reticulum
Source: RefSeq, a predicted model, not a curated record